CGAACAGUUCACAGCUCAAACAGUCCAAUCGAGCUCUAGACACUCUGGCUCAGCCCAACGACCCAAUAUUCUCUCCUAUUUUCCCUCCACUCCACUCAACGAACCAAAACCUAAUUUUUGCACUUUACACUUACAAAUAACCAACUUGAACGAACUUUCUUCGACGAACUUUCGCUCUCCCUCCUUCACCCUAUUCUUUCUCUCUGCUCUCUCUAUUUUUCUUUCCAUUUGUCGGCGUUUUCUCGCCGGCAAUACCCUUUACUUCAAUGUACCUUGCUCGGAAGCAUCCCAUACUCUUUCCUUUCUUGACCAAAUCUUAAACUCAAGAAAUCAGAAGAAAACAAGAAAAGAAAGAUCAGAGCGAGGGUGAGAUGGAGAAAAAUUACGUGUUGGAGAUAACCUUAAUCUCUGCUCAAGGACUUAAGGAACAAUCUGGUAAACUCCGCCGCAUGCAAACCUAUGCCGUCGCUUGGAUCGAUGCCUCCGUCAAGCUCCGUACUUGCGUUGACCGCGACGGCGGCGAAAACCCUACCUGGAACGACAAAUUCCUCUUCAAGGUUACAUCGGAUUUUCUUUCCAGCGAAACGUCCGGCGUUUCUGUUGAAAUCUUUGCGGUCGGUGUCCUCCGAGAUACUCUCCUUGGCACCGUCCGGUUGCUUGUUAGUCAUUUUCUUCGGUCCGGUUCUUCCUUGAACGCUUUAAAGACUCCUUCUUUCAGUGCAGUUCAAGUCCGCCGACCUUCUGGUAGGUUCCACGGGGUUCUCAACGUUGCCGUUACAAUUCUUGAAGCUGCUGAUGUCCCAGCCAUGACCGGUGUCUCCGCUAUCGGUUUCCGUGAUCUAAUCGGCAAGAGCCUUCAUCCAAAGACAGACCGGAGGAUGAAGAAAUCAAAGUCUACACUCCCUAUAUCUCGCGAGCAUUUGUCCCGUGAUUCUGAUGAUCAAUCGGACGAUUGCGAUUCGACGACUUCGUCUUCAUCCCCGGCAUCAACGGUUUUGAGGGAGUGGAAUGGGAUAGUUCGGGAAUUGGAGAGAACGAAUCAUGUAAGGUCUUCAUCAGACGGUGGAAGAUUGCUUUGCGGAUUGGGGUUGUCGCCAAGGAAGUCUGCUUGUCUCGGCCCCGUCAUGUUCAAUCAAAGCUUUAAUGAAGGGAAACUGAUGAAUGGACGGUCAAGAUUCGCUUGAUAAGAUUGAGGAAAGAAGGAUUUGUCAGUAUGUUUUAGUACGUCUUUUCCCCCAUUUGACAUUCCAAGGAUAAAACUACUGAUUUGUGGUAAGGAGUGUCUCUUUGUUUGUUUCUUACGUUCUGUUUGCUGUAUAUUAAUAUCAAAUUUGUAGGCCUUCAGUUUCUUCCGAUUUUUCCCAUGUAACCAGUUCUUGAAUUGCAGAUUUAGCUUUACUUGUGCAAUCGCCAGAAAUGAGGAAUCUAUUUGUAUUUGUUAUUCCUGACUUCCGAAUUAUGAGCUUUAACAUCAAUUUGGGCUAACAUCAUAGGAGGAGAGGGUAAGUAAAUAAAAACAAGUCGAGCUGCCAAAUUUAAGAUGGGCUUGGCAAAAUUUGAUUCUCCUUAAUAGUAUGACUUGAAGCCCAUAGCUGAGAAUUGCAGUAGACUACUGCUAAUGAGUCCAAAUGAGUGAACAAACUAAUUGGGAUGACAGCGGAGAACUAGCCCAUAAUCAAUA
Molecule: messenger RNA, 1681 nt
Organism: Durio zibethinus
Lineage: Eukaryota; Viridiplantae; Streptophyta; Magnoliopsida; Malvales; Malvaceae
Source: RefSeq, a predicted model, not a curated record